Capsicum annuum is the source of this 1297-nucleotide messenger RNA. RefSeq names its product protein LOW PSII ACCUMULATION 1, chloroplastic. The transcript is spliced from 5 exons. The coding region runs from base 153 to 1184 and encodes 343 amino acids. The record is from RefSeq and is a predicted model, not a curated record. NCBI's taxonomy places the organism in Eukaryota, Viridiplantae, Streptophyta, Magnoliopsida, Solanales, Solanaceae.
GGUAAAACGGGCCUUCAUUAAACCAUUUUGGUACGGAAGCGAAAAUAGCCGUGGCUGUGUCUGAAUCGUCCAAAAUGAAUGUUCCCCAUGUCACGGCCAUGUUUAUACCUUCACUAAUCACUGUAUUUCUGCCGGAAUAAGGUUGCUCAGCCAUGUCUAGGGCGGCGCAAUUCAGCUAUAUUACUCUCAACUUCCAUCUUACACCUAAACUGUCCGCAUUUUCCCGCCAAUUUAAUGUGAAUGGCAGUGGCAAAUUCUACUCCGGCUUCACUGAUAUCACCCAUCUCAGACGUAAACAAAAAUUGCUGUCCGUAGUUUGUAAUAAUUCUGCUCCUCCUCCUUCUUCUUCUUCUGAUAUAAGGUUGAGUAGGCUGACGUGUAUUAUUGCUAGCCUGAUGAAGCAUCAAAUUAUACACGAUUCUGUGGCCAAGAUAAGAAGUGAAGUUCUUUCUCCCUUUCGGUCUGUUCGGAUGUUCUUCUAUCUUGCUUUUAUUGCAAGCGGUGGUCUUGGAGGACUUAUUGCCUCUACACGACUAAUUGCUGCAUUAGCCAAUUCAUCAGGAACUACUGAAGUUCCGGAGAUCCUAAAAGGCCUCGCCAUAGACCUAGGCGCAGUCUCCAUAUUUGCGUUUCUGUAUUAUAGAGAGAGUAUAGCGAAAAAUGCUCAGGUGGCAAGAUUAGCAAGAGAGGAAAAUCUCUCAAAUCUUAAGCUUCGUGUGGAUGAGAAAAAAAUUGUUCCUAUUAGUGCUUUCAGAGGAAUUGCUCGUUUGGUCAUCCUUGCUGGCCCUUCGGCUUUCAUUUCAGAAUGUUUCAAACUCAGUGCACCAUUUACUGAUGGCCUUCUUGAAAGAGGGGUGCUUGUGAUCCCUUUUGCAACAGAUGGAAUUUCUCCUAAUUUUGAGUUUGAAGAGAAUGAAGAACUUGAGGAGAAAAUUUCCAGAAGAAAAAAGCUAUGGCAGCUUGCUCCUAUUUAUGCCACUGAGUGGACCAAGUGGAUAGAUGAACAAAUGAAACUAGCCAGCGUCUCUCCUGAAUCUCCAGUGUAUUUAUCUCUACGCCUGGAUGGUCGUGUGCGUGGCAGUGGUGUUGGUUAUCCUCCUUGGAAUGCUUUCGUAGUGCAAUUGCCACCAGUAAAGGGCAUUUGGUCUGGUCUUCUUGAUGGCAUGGAUGGAAGAGUGCUUUAAGAAUUGAGAUCAGAUAUUCUCUUUUCUCUUUUUAGUUUUUGAAGAACUAUAUUAUAUUAUGUUGACAAUAUACUUCUUUUUCCUCUUCAAUAUAUAAUCGUAGCAUUCACCAA